Manis javanica (Malayan pangolin) is the source of this 4227-nucleotide messenger RNA. NCBI's taxonomy places the organism in Eukaryota, Metazoa, Chordata, Mammalia, Pholidota, Manidae. The record is from RefSeq and is a predicted model, not a curated record.
AUGCUGACGUUUGAUUUAUUUGGUGAACUGACGGUGAAUGUGGACAUGAUCAUCACGCGCGCAGGGACAGCUGCUGAGAUCCAUGCGGUGCACAUCACUGUAGGCCUUCCUGGGGCCUGGCACACAGCGCUGGGCACACAGGAGCAGUCCGUUCAGUCCAGGUCACAGGUGCAGCUGGCCGAGAUGACGGCCAACGACUGGCCACAUGCAGAGGCUGACAGGACGUUCUGCCAGAUGACAGCCACGCCUUGCUCAUGUGCCCUCUCCUUUGGCCUGAUCGCUACUCCUUGGGCCCCAAUCACAGGGCAACCCGUUGAGUUUCUGGUGGAUACCGGUGCUCAACAUUCUGUACUGACCCAAGCUAGAGGCCCUCUUUCUGGCAAAAAGUCUUGGGUGUUCGGGGCCACGGGCCAGAAACAAUAUGCAUGGACUACCCAAAGAACAGUGGACUUAAGAGUGGGACAAGUAAACCACUCAUUCCUUGUCAUACCAGAAUGCCCCACACCCCUGUUAGGAAGAGACAUCCUGACCAAAGUUGCGGCCCAAAUAUCCUUUCAGGCUGAAGAUGCCUGAGUGACAGAUCGAGAAAAAAAACCUUUGGGCCUAAGUAUUCUGUCCAUAAGAUUAGAGGACGAGUACCGCUUUUUUAAGGAACCGGAACCCUCCCUAGUUAGUCGGAGGUGGCUCAACCAGUUUCCAGGGGCCUGGGCAGAGACAGCGGGUAUGGGGCUUGCCGUAAACCAGCCCCCGGUGGUCAUAGAAUUGAAAGCCUCAGCUUUACCAGUGACUGUGAGACAAUAUCCAAUGAGUAAAGAAGCCAGAGAUGGAAUUAAGCCCCAUAUCCAGAGGCUCAUAGAGCAGGGGAUAUUAGUAAAAUGUAAAUCCCCAUAGAACACUCCCUUGCUGCCUGUAAAGAAAGCGGGAACAAGAGAUUAUCGACCAGUGCAAGAUUUAAGAGAAGUUAAUAAGAGGACACAGGACAUUCAUCCCACUGUGCCGAACCCUUAUAACCUGUUAAGCUCUCUGGCCCCGGAAAACACCUGGUAUACAGUCUUACAUUUAAAAGACGCCUUCUUUUGUUUGCGCCUGCACCAGAGUAGCCAACCGCUGUUUGCUUUUGAAUGGAAAGACCCCUCCACAGGAACUACUGGACAAUUGACCUGGACUCGCUUGCCACAAGGAUUCAAGAAUUCACCUACCCUCUUCGACGAGGCUUUGCAUCAGGACUUGGCUUUUUACCGAGCCUCCAACCCACAGGUAACUUUGUUACAAUAUGUUAAUGACUUACUGAUAGCAGCCCCUACUCAGGAAGCUUGCCAAGAGACCACUGGAGCCCUUUUGACUGAACUUGCUAAAUUGGGAUAUAGGGCAUCUGCCAAAAAAGCACAGAUCUGCCAACAACAAGUGACUUAUUUGGGAUAUUCCCUGAGAGAGGGGAAAAGGUGGCUUACUGAAGCCCGAAAGCAGACUGUGACGCAGAUCCCGGUUCCUACUACUUCGCGCCAAGUUCACGAGUUUCUGGGGACGGCAGGGUUUUGUAGACUAUGGAUACCCGGAUAUGCCACCUUAGCCGCCCCUCUGUAUCCCCUAACCAAAGGGGCGGCCCCGUUUGUUUGGGGACCUGAACAACAGCAGGCCUUUGAUGAUAUCAAAAAGGCCCUCCUGUCGGCACCCGCUCUGGCCUUGCCAGAUGUGACUAAGCCGUUCGUCCUUUUUGUGGAUGAACGAAGCGGAGUGGCUCGAGGAGUGUUGACCCAACAAUGGGGACCUUGGAAGAGACCUGUCGCCUACUUGUCAAAAAAAUUGGACCCAGUGAGUAGCGGAUGGCCUGCCUGUUUGAGAGUAGUGGCGGCCGUGGCCCUCUUGGUUAAAGAUUCUGACAAACUGACACUGGGACAAAAACUCACUGUGGUUGCUCCACAUGCGUUAGAGAGUGUAAUCCGACAACCACCCGAGAGAUGGAUGUCGAAUGCCAGAAUGACUCACUACCAAACCUUACUCCUGAAUCGUGAUCGUGUGGAGUUUGCCCCCCCUGCCAUCCUAAACCCGGCCACUCUGCUCCCCGAUUCAGGGAAGGAAGUGCUUCAUACCUGCCAGGAAAUCCUGGCCGAGGAGACAGGAACCCGCCGGGACUUACAAGAUCAGCCCUUAGGAGGACCGGGACUCCUGACUUGGUAUACAGACGGGAGCAGUUACAUCAUGGAUGGUAAGAGAAUGGCUGGAGCUGCAGUAGUGGAUGAUGACCGGAUCGUGUGGGCCAGCGGACUCCCAACGGGCACUUCUGCACAGCGAGCAGAACUCAUCGCCCUGACUCAGGCUCUAAGGAUGGCAGAAGGUAAGAGACUUAACGUCUACACUGACAGCCGAUACGCUUUUGCCACCGCUCACAUACACGGGGCUAUUUAUAGACAGAGAGGGCUGUUAACUUCUGCCGGGAGAGAUGUUAAAAACAAACAAGAAAUUUUAGAUUUGUUAGACGCCAUCCAUAGGCCUAAGGAAGUAGCGAUAAUACAUUGCCCUGGACAUCAGAAAGAUGAUUCUCCAAUAGCUCGAGGAAACCGGAGGGCGGACCAAACCGCAAAGCAAGCGGCUCAGGGAAUGAACAUUCUACCUCUCCAAGUGUAUCCGGAAGCCACCCACAUUAAAAGCUUCCAGUAUACACCUGAAGAUCUUGCUUGUAUAAACAAAUUAGAGUUCAAAAAUUCCUCGCCCCACGAGAUAUAUAAGUCUGAAAAAGGGAAAGUUGUUCUGCCCCAGAGAGAGGCAGAAAAAUACUUAAGGCAAUUACAUCAAUUGACACAUCUGGGAGCAAAAAACCUAAAGACCCUGGUUCGGGACUCCCCUUAUCAUGUUAUUGGAUUAGGAAAAUUGGCUGACGAGGUUGUAAGAAAUUGUGUUCCCUGCCAAUUAGUGAACGUGAGUAAAAAUCAAGCAAUAUCCGGGAAGAGACUUCGAGGAGAUCGCCCAGGAGCCUAUUGGGAAGUUGACUUCACUGAAAUUAAGCCUGCUAAGUAUAGAUAUAAAUACCUUCUAGUUUUCCUAGACAGAUUUUCAAGAUGGACAGAGGCGUUCCCCACCAAAACUGAGACAGCUCAGACAGUGUCUAAAAGGAUACUUGAAGAAAUAUUUCCAAGGUUCGGAAUCCCCAAGGUAAUCGGUUCCGAUAAUGGACCUGCCUUUGUUGCCCAGGUAAGUCAGGGAUUGGCCAAGAUCCUGGGGACAGAUUGGAAAUUGCAUUGUGCAUACAGGCCCCAGAGCUCAGGACAGGUAGAAAGGAUGAACAGAACUCUAAAAGAGACCUUGACUAAAUUGUCCAUAGAGACUGGCUUAUGUGAUUGGUUAGUCCUCCUUCCCUUCGCCCUGUUUAGGGUCAGGAACACUCCCGGCCGCUUUGGACUAAUGCCUUUUGAAAUAAUGUGGGGUCCGGCCCCACUCCAAUCAGCUCAUCUUCAUAUAUUCCCCGAAUGUACAACUAAUAAGUUUCUGCUUGAAAGGUUAUGAGCCUUGGAAGCCAUGCAGAAAGAGGUGUGGACCUCCAUUAAGGAAGUCUAUCGGCCAGGGGACCUCUCAGUACCUCACCAGUUCCAGGUGGGAGACCCUGUCUACGUGAGAAGACACUGGACGGGAAACCUCGAGCCGCGGUGGAAGGGACCUUUUAUUGUCCUCCUGACUACUCCCACAGCCGUGAAAGUAGAUGGUGUCUCUUCCUGGAUACAUGCUUCACAUCUGAAGAAGGCACCCCCACCGGACCCGGACUGGCGAGUAGCUCGGACUGAUAACCCCCUUAAACUCUGUCUAUAUAGAAAGAACCAUGUUGCUAGCGAUUCUGAUGUUUCUGCCACUUCCAACCCUCCAGAACCCCAACCCCCAUCAGCCCUAUAGGCAGACAUGGAUCCUGACAGAUGGACAGACUGGUAAAACCCUUAAUGAAACUGCACACACUGCCCCUCUAAACACGUGGUGGCCAGAUUUGUACUUUGACCUCAGGGAGCUUUUUGGGCUUACGCAAGGGAAGGAACACAAUUACCAUACCCUACAAAAAUGGGCACUCGUUAACACUGCUCAAGGACGAGCACAAGGGUUCUGGGCCUGCCCUGGCAAUCUAAGAAAUAACUGGAAAACCUGUGGGGGCUUAGAAAGUGUUUACUGCAAAAGCUGGAGUUGUGUAACCUCUAAUGAUGGGCCUCGGAAGUGGGCAGUCGAGAAUUGAGAUUUAGUUAAAUUCAC